Neltuma alba is the source of this 2019-nucleotide messenger RNA. RefSeq names its product dihydroorotate dehydrogenase (quinone), mitochondrial. The transcript is spliced from 11 exons. Gene Ontology annotation, molecular function: dihydroorotate dehydrogenase activity. Bases 356 to 1720 code for a protein of 454 amino acids. Gene Ontology annotation, biological process: pyrimidine ribonucleotide biosynthetic process; 'de novo' pyrimidine nucleobase biosynthetic process. The record is from RefSeq and is a predicted model, not a curated record. Lineage: Eukaryota; Viridiplantae; Streptophyta; Magnoliopsida; Fabales; Fabaceae. Gene Ontology annotation, cellular component: cytoplasm; mitochondrial inner membrane.
UCAAGAACCAAGCUCGCGGGAGAGUGCCGCAGUUCUCCACUUCUACCUUCUUCCGCCGGCUCCAUCCUCCUCUAAAGCCUGCCCGCCUAACCACCGUAUUGUUGUUUGUCGACCUCGUACCUAGCCACCACUGUCCUGAGCUUCUGCGUGGUGCUCUGUGCUGCUUGAAACCUGAGUUCACUGUACUUAUGUUCCCUCCAUAAGAAACGGGAACUGGACUGUCCACCUACAAGCUCUCGAUAACGAAUGAUAACUUCUCUGUCCUGCUCAGCUUCUAAGCCUUUUGGGAAUUGCUUUUCUGGGUACUGCGUUUAAGUUACAAUUACUCUGAGUUACUUGCAAUUUCUCUAUACUCAUGGCUGCAUGGUUCUCGAGAAAACUAUUGAAAGAUGUUGUGCUUAAAAGGAUAGUUUCACGUCCUCUCCAUGGCUCCAGAUGUUACUCUUCUGUAGCAGAAAAUGUUUCUAAGAUUACUCACUCUUCGAAGAAAGGAAGAUUAUUGACAGGAGCAACCCUAGGCCUUGUUAUAGCCAGUGGAGCUUAUGUGAGUACUGUGGAUGAAGCUACUUUCUGUGGAUGGUUGUUCUCUGCAACAAAACUUGUGAAUCCUUUUUUCGCACUAUUAGACCCAGAGGUUGCACACAGGCUUGCUGUCUCAGCUGCAGCUCGUGGUUGGGUUCCUAGGGAGAAGAGGCCGGAUCCAUCAAUCUUAGGGCUGGAAGUUUGGGGAAGAAAGUUCUCUAACCCAGUAGGUCUUGCUGCUGGCUUUGAUAAAAAUGCUGAGGCUGUUGAAGGUUUACUUGGCUUGGGUUUUGGCUUUGUAGAAGUUGGCUCUGUUACACCUGUUCCCCAAGAUGGCAACCCAAAGCCUCGCAUCUUCAGGUUGCGCACAGAAGGUGCUAUCAUAAAUAGAUGUGGCUUUAAUAGUGAGGGAAUUGUUGCUGUUGCAAAGCGGCUGGGCGCACAGCAUGGUAAGAGGAAGUUGGAUGAAACUUCAAGUGCUUCAAAUUCUUCCAGUGAUGAAGUCAAACAUGGUGGAAAAGCUGGCCCGGGCAUUCUUGGUGUCAAUCUUGGAAAAAACAAAACAAGUGAAGAUGCUGGAGCAGAUUAUGUUCAAGGUGUUCAUACACUCUCCCAGUAUGCUGAUUAUUUGGUGAUUAAUGUUUCAUCACCCAAUACCCCUGGCUUGCGCAUGCUUCAAGGAAGGAAGCAAUUAAAGGAUCUUGUGAAGAAGGUUCAAGCUGCUCGUGAUGAAAUGCAAUGGGGUGAGGAGGGUCCACCUCCAUUGCUUGUUAAGAUUGCCCCAGACUUGUCAAAAGAAGACCUAGAAGAUAUUGCAGCGGUUGCGUUGGCUCUUCGCCUGGAUGGACUGAUUAUAUCAAAUACAACCGUUUCAAGGCCAGAAGCUGUCAGUGGAAAUCCGGUGGCUGCAGAAACUGGUGGUUUGAGUGGGAAGCCUCUCUUUGAUCUCUCUACCAAUAUCUUGAAGGAGAUGUAUAUCUUGACAAGGGGCAAGAUUCCUUUAAUUGGCUGUGGAGGCAUUGCCAGUGGUGAGGACGCAUACAAGAAAGUACGAGCUGGAGCAACACUUGUUCAACUAUAUACAGGUUUUGCUUAUGGAGGGCCUGCACUUAUCCCUCAAAUAAAGGCUGAAUUAGCUGAGCGCUUGGAGAGAGAUGGUUUCAAAUCCAUUCUGGAUGCAGUUGGUGUGGAUUGCUGACGACUUUGAUCCAUAUUGAAUGCCAGCUGCGGCAGUGUUACUUUCCUUGAAUAAUUCUUGAAGUUGCAAGGGUAACUUAAAAGUUUUGGUAUCAUUUAUUCCUGAUUGAAGUUCAUUGCUGUUCUUUUCAUGAGCUGGGCAAAGGGUUCUAGGAGUAAUCCAAAUCCAAGUCUUCUGUAUAAAUAAACAAAUGAUUUAUGUUGGGGAAGCCCUUCUUUGUGACUGAGGGUUGAUUGAGGUUUCUGUUAGCAGUCGAGGAAUGCCAUAUUGAUCGAUGAAAUAUAAAUUAUUGUGUCUAA